CUUUUAAUUUGACAACGGUGUCUCCCAAAUUUUCACCCUCGUUUCCGUUAUCCUCCACUGUCCGUUAGCUGGGAACGGACGGUUUUGGUCAGUGACCUACCGUGACCCCUUAUCCGUGAAAUGAUAAGAUAAAUAAAUCCUACAAACAUGGAGGGCGAUAUCUGUGAUCCGGACAGGGCCGCAUAUCCUAGGAUUUUCCCACCCCGCGAGGCCGGGGAGAGCGACCACCAGCCGUUUGAACGCUGCGUGAACUUCCCGGUGUCUGUGGUUCUUCCAGCCGCUGGCACCGGAGAGAGAACCGGACUGCAAACACCGAAACAGUUCUGCUCGUUUCUGGGCAGACCGCUUAUAAGCUACACUAUCCAGGCUUUCGAGAGGGUGUCAUGGAUCCAGAGCAUUGUGGUUGUUGUUCUAAAAGAAAACAUGGCCCUGAUGACCGACAUCAUCCAGCGCUUCCAGCACAGGAAGGUUCGAGUGGUCCCAGGUGGCUCCACUCGUCACAGGUCCAUAUGCAGCGGAGUCCUGGCCUUAGGUGAGCUGGAGGGGGAGGAGAGCCACGCAGCGGUCCAACCAAAGGUGGUCAUCAUCCAUGAUGCUGUGCGGCCUUUUGUGGAGGCGGACUUUCUAUACAAGAUAGCCAUGGCUGCUAAGGAACAAGGGGCAGCGGGGGCUAUCCGACCUCUUGUUUCGACGGUGAUAGCCACCACAUCGGAGGGCUACCUGGAUCAUUCUCUGGACCGAGCCAAAUACAGAGCCAGCGAGAUGCCUCAGGGAUUCACAUAUGAUGUCAUCUAUCAAGCCUAUCAGAGGUGCACUGAGUCAGACUUCGACUUUGGCACCGAGUGUCUCCAUCUGGCUCUGCAGUACUGUGGCGUCAGUGCCAAGCUCAUCGAGGGUCCGCCAACACUGUGGAAGGUAACAUACAAACGAGAUUUGGCUGCUGCAGAGUCCAUCAUCAAAGAGACUCUGUCCCGGUCAGCCUGUGUUGUCACAGGUGCAUCAGCACAAGCUGUGACCCUGGCUGGCACCCUCCAGAAGGCUGCUCGAACUUGGGACAUGGAGCUGAAUGUUAUCCCGGAUCUGAAGGGGGACAAUGGCAGCUAUCUGUUAACGGAGUGGAACUUCAUCCUCGUUUCUGGCAGUCUCCCCUGCCUGUCUGAGGUGGAGGCCAUCCUGACAGAUUUCAAGGCAGCAAAUCGAGCUCCUCUGCACCCAUUCGUCAUCGUUUGGGUGCAUUUGAGCAGUUCGGAUGAGCUGUCCAUCAGCAGGACGAUGGCAGAGCAAGUGGCAAUCAUGGACCUGGCUUCAGCAGCCAAGCUCCAAAAUAUAUUCCUCUAUGGCAUCCAGAUUCAUCAGUCAAAGCUCCUGACUGAUCACGCUGAUGGACCUAUGCAUCUUCCUGAGAUUAUAUUGACAGCGCUGUGCUAUGAGCUGCAUUCUGUUACAGAUGUACUGGCCCAUCUCCUCAUCGCCUCAUAUCAGGGACGAAGCCACAGAAUGAUGACUUGAGUGCAUGAUGAAGAACAACAGGAAAGCCUCUAGGUUUUUUAUUUCAGUCAAUUUCCUUUGAUUCUUCUCAAAUCUGGCCAAUUGUAAAUAUAAAACCAUGUUAAGAAAAGACUGGAGAUGCUGAUGCUGAAUGCCUCUGAGCCCAUUUAGAUUUUUUGUUUUCAUCCCUCCGUGUUGUUUUAAUCAGCAAGAGGCUGGAAUUGCUGAUCUGUAUUCCAGGGCCUCAGCUCCCCCUUUAGUUGGUGGAAAAUCCAUGUCAUCAGACUCCCCUCCGCUGGUUCUGAUUAAGGAGCAGCGCUCCAGGAGUUCUGGAUAGCAGGUCUCUCGCUCCUAUUAACCACGGUCAGGGUCGCUUCCACAUUUUGUCACAUUCCCAUCCCUGCAACCGGGCCGUUAAAAGGUGGCCGAUGGAGUUAAAGGGCCGAGUUAAAGCAACCUUAUUUCUCUCCUGUUGAGCCUACACUGAGAUCCACGUGUUAAACUGCUGAGAAGCAAAAUGCAGUUGAAAGCCAGAUCUUUAGAUUUACUAAAUUAGAUGUUGCAGACCACAAAUCAUAGGUAUUUGGCAUUUCAGUGGUAUUUAGCCUCUAUGAAUGUUAGACCAUUAAAAGCUUUGUGAAAAGCCUUCUUAACCCUUUUUAUUUUGUUCCCCUCUAAGAGAACCUGCUUUGUGACUGGUGGCUGAUGAAAUUGGUUGUAGAUGUAAAGGGAGAGUGUCAGAUUUGUUGGUGUUCUGGUGAAAUACAUGUGGAAGAGGGCUGAUUUUUUACCAUGCUCUGUCUUUGAGCAUGAGCUCAUUUACGUAGAGAUUAAGUGCAUAAUAAAAGUAAUUUUAAAACCAGUCAGUGUGAGCCAGAGACAUUCAUAAUCGUAGUUAAUUAGCUGAUAAAAUCUCCAGUUGACAGUUUUAUUUUUAUUACACCUUUAUUUUAUUUCAUCAUUUUAGGUGGCAAAAUUGAUUGUCAGCUAGAAAUGGGAGUCUGUUUUUAUCUACAUAUUCCUGAACUCAAGGAACCAGCUGUGAAUGUAAAACAGUUUGUGUUAUUGCCUAAACCAAAAUCUAUCCCAGGCCUUUCUGUUUUCCCUUCGCAUGGCAAUUCAUCCUUUCGUGUGUUCUCAGUAGUGUAUACUGUAUAUUUAAAAGUUUCACGAAAUAAAAAUCUUUUUUAUAUUUUCCCCUCAUGCAU
Molecule: messenger RNA, 2696 nt
Organism: Monopterus albus (swamp eel)
Lineage: Eukaryota; Metazoa; Chordata; Actinopteri; Synbranchiformes; Synbranchidae
Gene: crppa
Product: CDP-L-ribitol pyrophosphorylase A
Exons: 10
Coding region: 148-1509 (453 amino acids)
Biological process (GO): protein O-linked glycosylation via mannose; isoprenoid biosynthetic process
Cellular component (GO): cytosol
Molecular function (GO): D-ribitol-5-phosphate cytidylyltransferase activity
Source: RefSeq, a predicted model, not a curated record